Vicia faba (fava bean) is the source of this 324-nucleotide messenger RNA. NCBI's taxonomy places the organism in Eukaryota, Viridiplantae, Streptophyta, Magnoliopsida, Fabales, Fabaceae. The record is from the annotation of a GenBank genome assembly.
AUGCCUCAUGCAUACCAUCGUGCUUCGAAGCCAGCCAAUGAGGCUUUUAACAGUAUUCUUUCUCAAACUUCUGCUGUAGAAGUAAAACCAAGUGGAAGAACAGAACUUUCUGAAGAUCUGUUCACUGCAAAACACUCUUCCUUCUCUGCUCCAGUUCAAGGUUGGCAGGCGGGUCUUCCCCAGGGCAGGGGCAUCUCAAUGCAAUAUAAUAAUAAUGUGGCGCCCAUACCAAGUUUUUCGGAGCCAUCAAGGUCAACAAAUCCAUUUGAUGUCGGCAGCAAACAAACCCCAGAUCAAGACCCAGGUGUAUGUGACUUUCAUUGA